AUGCAUCUGCAACGCCGCGAUAGCGAUGCCACAACUUCCGCCCAAGCCUCAAAAACCACCGGCAUCCAGACGGAUCCCAGUGCAACACCCUCCGCCUUUUCCAUCCCACAGCCGUUUGAUACAGCCCUAUCGAACAACUUCACCACUCCUUGCGCUGCUUGGUUCCGUAGACUACUGACCAACUCUACCUUCAAUGCGUGCCAUCCAUUUUCCUUAAUGCUUCAGACCUCCAGCGGCUUCUUUGAUGCCUCGAAAUCCUACAUUGGCAUCACCAAGACCCUCGAGGCAACCUGUAAUGUCAAUACGACAAUAUGCCUGGGCAAUAUGAAUGCACUGGCCAGAGAACUCAGGGACAAUGCAAACUGCGCCGUUGACUACGCCAACGACAAUCCCCAGGUGUUGCAGGCAUAUAAUGGGCUGGUUGCGUACUAUCCGCUGUACCAGGCAGGCUGCUUAACAGACACCGAUGGAAGAUAUUGUUUCGCAAACGCUGUUACCAACACAACCGCUACAACGGACUCUUAUCCCUACUACCUUCCACUCGGCGUGAGCAUGCCCGGUGGCGCACGACCAACUUGCAAUACCUGCCUACAAAACGCGAUGGCCAUUUUCUCAAACUUCGCCGGGAACAGCACGCAGCCAAUCAGCAAAACCUACAACGCAGCCGCACAGCAGAUUGACCUGUCCUGCGGUCCCACGUUCAUAAACAAAACGGCAGUCCCGCUCAAGGGAGCAGCCUCGGCAACUGCCCCGACAUUCGCACCGACUAUUACCUUGUUUAUAAUGAUUCUCUUCUAUUUUUUUAAUUAA
Messenger RNA from Lindgomyces ingoldianus, 810 nucleotides. RefSeq lists its product as uncharacterized. Lineage: Eukaryota; Fungi; Ascomycota; Dothideomycetes; Pleosporales; Lindgomycetaceae. The coding region runs from base 1 to 810 and encodes 269 amino acids. The transcript is spliced from 3 exons. The record is from RefSeq and is a predicted model, not a curated record.